AGGUGAAAUGAGAAGAAUAUAUCACAAUGGCAAGGUUUGUGCGGGUCGCACCUUUCUCGGUAGGCCUCGGACAAGACAUCGUUGUCUACAAAUCGAACCAGAUCUAACUGACCUAAUGGCGAUGUCACGUGAUGCCAAUGAGUUGCUGUGGGCGUGGAAAGGCUGGCGAGAUGCAGUCGGUAGACCAAUGAGAGACCUUUAUCCAAUAUAUGUGAAUCUAUCCAACGUAGCUGCUGUGAAUAAAGGUUUUUCAAACGAAGGGGAAUCAUGGCUGCAUAGAUACGAAGAUCCUGAUUUUAUUGAUGAUAUCGACUAUCUUUGGGAGUCUAUAAAGCCGCUGUAUUUACAAGUGCACGCUUACGUCAGGCGAAGACUCGUUGAUUAUUAUGGAUCAGAUGUUGUAGAUCUACAUGGACCAAUCCCUGCCCAUCUCCUUGGUAACAUGUGGGCACAGGAAUGGAAUAAUAUCUACGACAUCGUGGAACCAUAUCCGGGUCAUGGCGCAAUUGAUGUCACCAAUGAAAUGAAAGAUCUCGGAUGGACAGCAGAAAACAUGUUCACUGUUGCUAAUCAAUUCUUUACAUCACUUGGGCUUGAAUCAAUGCCAAGGAGUUUCUGGGCUAAGUCUAUGAUGGUUAAACCAAGAAAUCGUGAAGUAUCAUGCCACGGAAGCUCUCUUGAUUUCUACAAAAAUAAAGAUGUGAGGAUCAAGAUGUGCACAGAAGUUAACAUGCAGGAUCUCUUCACUGUCCAUCAUGAGAUGGGACAUUGUCAAUACUACCUACAGUACAGGAAUCAACAUGCUCUCUUUCGUGAUGGAGCCAACCCUGGGUUCCACGAAGCAGUAGGGGAUACUGUUUCUCUGUCGGUUAUUACACCAAGCUAUCUGAACCGAAUUGGUCUCCUCCAACAGUCUCUAUCCAAUCACACAGAAUCCAAUAUUAACUUUCUAAUGAAGUUGGCGCUAUUCAAGCUGGUAUUUCUGCCGUAUGGACUGCUUGUUGAUAAAUGGCGAUGGCAGGCUUUUAAAGGCGAAAUACAACCAAAUGAUUACAACCAAGCCUGGUGGAAUCUAAGGAAACAAUACCAAGGGAUUCAGGCACCAAUACCACGCAGUCCUCAUGACUUUGACCCAGGGGCGAAGUUUCACGUAGCAACGGGUACACCGUACGUCAGAUAUUUCGUUAGUUUCGUUAUUCAGUUCCAAUUCCACAAAGCACUGUGCGACGCUAAAGGAGAACAGGGCCCAUUACAUCUAUGCAACAUCUAUAAUUCUAAAGAAGCUGGAAGAAAAUUUAGGUCUAUGCUGAAGAUGGGUGCCAGUAAACCUUGGCAUGACGCUAUGGAGGUCAUGACUGGCCAACGCAAAAUGGAUGCCAAACCUCUCCUAGAAUAUAUUCAGCCUCUUACCGAAUGGCUGCGGAAUGAAAACCAGGGGAAAUUUGUUGGAUGGACCUGACAGUCAUAGAGCUGGUUUGUUUUAAUUUACAUUCUAUAAAAUACUGAACUUAUGGAUUGGGUUUUGGGCCGUUAUCAUAGUUCUUUCUUCAGGUGGUAUAUCCAGAAUGAGAAGCCCUUCUUUGAAGAAGACUCGGAAAAUACAAAUAUAUCUUUUAAUGGGUUUUGAAAUGUACAACCGCUGAAUCUGUUCAACAAAGAAUCAACAUACCAAGUUCUAAAAGACUUGAUGAUGCAUUAUUACACUGUAUAUAGAAGAUAACAAUACGUCAUAUCAAUACUCUUUCCUAACGUCUAUCAAAGAUGGCGCUCUUAAUUAUUAGCUAAUUGUCAGAUUGCCACCUCAAUAAUUUCCUCUAGGAUGACAACAUGGACAUGGUGGGUGAAGUGAUUAGUCAGAUUCAAUGACCAGGCAGGUGUUUCAUUAAGUUGUGUGUAAACUUGCACAUUAAUGGAAUUUUAAGUGCCAGCUCAAAUACUUAUUACCAAAAUAUUACCAAUUGUAGAUUGUUACAAAUAUAAUUAAAGCUUACAAGAUUUUACAUUCAAGAGACAAUUCAUCUAAGUGGCACGUAUUAGAAAGCAACACAUGUAACAUUUGUGGAGAAGUUGAUACCACUUUUCAUUUCAUACUGUAUUGUAAAUAUGUUCGAUUGUUUUUGAAAAUUAUAGUAAGGUAGCUAUUUUAUAUUUUCGAUUACUAUUUCUAUAGAAGAAAAAAACAUU
This is a messenger RNA of Lytechinus variegatus (green sea urchin), 2184 nucleotides long. Its product is annotated as angiotensin-converting enzyme-like. The coding region runs from base 8 to 1459 and encodes 483 amino acids. NCBI's taxonomy places the organism in Eukaryota, Metazoa, Echinodermata, Echinoidea, Temnopleuroida, Toxopneustidae. Gene Ontology annotation, biological process: proteolysis. Gene Ontology annotation, cellular component: plasma membrane. Gene Ontology annotation, molecular function: metallopeptidase activity; peptidyl-dipeptidase activity. The record is from RefSeq and is a predicted model, not a curated record. The transcript is spliced from 9 exons.